This is a messenger RNA of Dermacentor andersoni, 4376 nucleotides long. Its product is annotated as nose resistant to fluoxetine protein 6-like. Gene Ontology annotation, molecular function: acyltransferase activity, transferring groups other than amino-acyl groups. The record is from RefSeq and is a predicted model, not a curated record. NCBI's taxonomy places the organism in Eukaryota, Metazoa, Arthropoda, Arachnida, Ixodida, Ixodidae.
CGAGCCAAGGUCUUCUUGGGCAAACGCCCCACGUGGACCAGUUUAAAAAGGAUGGUGUGACUGACGUCACAGCGGCCGCGGCAUUUUGACCCUCGCUCAUUCGCAUCGGACUUCGGAACGAGCAGCGAAUUCAUGGGGGUCUCUUCUUUCGCCAACGAAAGCGAGAGAGGAAGAGAGAGGGAGAAAGCGAAAGACAGAAAGGGCGGACGGAGAGAGGAACGGUCCUAUAAUAUACACAGAUCCCGCUCAACCUGCUCCACACCGAAAGAAACACUGUAAUCACGGCGGAGCAGUGUCCAUCUCCCGGGUAAUCGUCCCACACAUCCCGGCGCGCGCCAUGAAUCUGCACCUGACGGCGCGCGUGUUAUUUUUAUGCGCCGCUCUGUCAUCUCUCGUCGGUUUCACCAGCGCAGUGGCCGGUGUAGAGACGACAACGACGACGACGACGACGACUGCACCGUCGCCUACAAAGAGGCUCGAGGCCGAUUUCGCUGCAGUGACCAAGGUGCUUGCCUCCAAGUUUCUGCCCAGCGUGUCGGACCUGGUCACAAGCCCGGACCUGAGCGUUGCCUGUUCAGCGAGUGUCGUGAAGCUCCUGCUCGGAUUAAAGAACAAGGAUGCCUGGGCUAUGAAAAUGCUCCUCUCCAACGGGUUCCUCCCCAGCAACAUCUUCGAGGGCGGCCAGGUGAACAUCGGUUCGUACGAGCAAUGCCUCCACACUAGGCUGGUCAACAGCGAAGGCCGGAAGACGACGCAGGGGCAAUAUUGUUCACUGCACGUCAGAAUGCCCGUCGACCUCAUGGGCUCGCUUGUCGACAGUUUCCACAAGAUUGGGGAGCUCCUAGGGCGUAAAAACCCGCUUACGCGGACCACGCACAACAAAUUCGCCAGCACGGACUACCGCAUCGGGAUCUGCACCCCUUCGACGUGCACCGCCGAGGACCUGCAAGUGUUGGCCACAAAAAUGCUCGGCCAGUAUGGGAUAAACUCCACCGUCAGAAGCUGUCGUACGGACGCUCCUAAGGCCAUCACUAAACUUCAAGCAGCAUCCAUGGCAGUGCUAGGAGGUCUUGCACUCACGGUUAUUGUGGCGACGCUUGCGGAAUGGAUAAUGGAAGCACGCGGUGCAUGCAACGCCAAGCCGAAGGACGGCACGAUGCUUGGAACGCUGCUGUACUUCUCUGCUAUAAGCAAUACACGCUACCUGCUGCGCACCGAGAACACGGACAAGAACCGGCCUCUUCUCUUCCUCGGCGGCUUCAAGGUGCUGCUCAUCCUGUGGGUCAUAUACGGACACGCCUACAUAAUGGUGCAACUCGAAUUCUCCGGCAACUUGUUCAAUAUAGAAAACAUCAGCAGGAAGGUUGUCUCGCAGAUAAUCCCGAACGGAUUCCUCAGCGUUUCCACGUUUCUAUAUCUAAGUGGCUUCGCGUUAACGUUUUCACUACUUGGCUUUCGGCAAGGUUUGUACAAGCAGAACCUGCUCAUCGUUUUCCUCAUUGGUUGCUGCAAGCGUUAUAUCAGGUUGACAAUACCAAUCAUUGGAGUCAUCUUGUGCACAUUUUUGCUACCACUACUAGUCGAUGGUCCAGCGGAUCAAGAUUUCGUGGCGAGUGAAGUGCAGGGCUGCAUUUCAAAAUGGUGGACCGUGUUCCUGCACUUUAACAACUUCAACUCAAUGAAUGACAUGUGCCUGCAACAUCUGUGGUACGUGAGUGCCGACAUGCAGCUUUUCCUUUUUGUGGCACUUCCGCUGACUCUCAUAUUCGUCAGGCACCCCAAAAUCGGUCUGGUGCUGUCUGCUGCGCUCGCCAUUGCUUUCACUGUGAUGACCGCGUAUCAGAUUUACCACUGGAAUGUCACAUACUCCAUGACCGUGGCGACAAACGACCAAAGAAAAGUAUACCGUUCUCUAGAGUUAAUCUAUUAUAAGCCUUUUACGCACGUUGGUACGUACGUAGUGGGCCUCGUAGCGGGAUACCUUGCACUGGAAUACAGAAACAAGCCCAUUCACAAGGUGAUCCAGACAGUACAGUGGUUGUUGUCCAUAGGGCUGGCGUGCUUCGUGAUGUUUGUGACGGUGUACUGGAACCAAGGCAAUGUACCAAACAAGGCAGCAAAUGCCCUCUACGGCGGAUGCCAUCGGCUCCUUUGGGCGCUGUCGCUUGCUUGGCCAUCGUUUGCCUGCGCUACAGGCAGAGGAGGCGUCUUGGAAGGUUUCUUGUCAUGGAAAGCCCUGAGGCCUUUGUCACGACUCACAUACUGCAUAUAUCUUGUCCACUUGUUGUUCUUCCUAAUUCGCAUGGGGAACAUGAAAACAAAUUUUGAACUUGACGAAUACAUGCAGCUAAUGAUGUCACUGGGAAUAUUCUGCUACAGCGCAUUUUUCGGCUACCUGCUGUAUUUGUGCUUCGAAGCACCAGCCUUCCACUUGCAGAGGAUUUUAUUCAAGAUGCCUACUAGCUCAAAACCAUCGCAAAGAAAGAGCGACGACCUCUCUACUACGGAAGUCGAUAUCGAGAAAGCCAGCUCCGAGAGCAGCAACAACAAUCACGGCAACUGCAAAAAGAAAAGUGCCAUUGAUAACGCCGGAUUUCUACCAGAUGCUGAGAAGUCACAUUUGUAGUUUUAUCUCUGUCGGAUGUGUGGCUACAGGCGCCCUUUUGCGUACUAGAGCAUUCCCCCUUCCAUUUGACUUCGUGUGCAAGGUGCGCUGAUGAAGCACACCUGUUGUAAGUGUUGCCUGUACAUUUGUUUGUGCAGGUCGCGGGAAACUAGAUUUGUUAAGUUAGGAAUAAGGAGGCCUCUGUGUUGUGUUACCGAAUGAUGACAUGCGUAAUAGUACAAUCACUGGUUUUGCAUCGUUGCAGAACACCCUUUUCCCCAUCGUUAGAAAAAUAUUGGGGGCGUGUGUGUGUUGUGAGUCGUUGGUUAUGCCAGGAAAUAUGCGAAUUUGUUUCGUUGUUGUUGGUUGAGGUUACGGGGACACGUAUUAUAGGGAUUUCCGACAAGCAGUUGUAAAAUAUUUUGUAUAUUAUUUUCUGACCUAAAUACCUUGAAAAGGAUACAUCUACAUGAGUGAGUGAGAGAAACAACUUUAUUUGGUCCACAAUAGACGCGAGCAAACUCGUCACCUGGCUAGGCCCACUCGGGGACCAUCAGGUGAAACCUGACGGCCCUCUCGCGAGCCCUCUGGACUGCCAGGAUUUGAGAGGUCUGGUCCUGGGCCCAAAUGAGCUUCAUAAUUUCCUCUUGGGUGAAAGGGGGACCGGCACAGGCGCAGCCCCACUACAUGAGGAAAAGUACACUGCGAUGGAAUACUUUCAAAAAAGAAUGCAUGAUGACAAACACUGGUAACUCUGUGUUGUUGCAGUACAAGUCGCAUGCUACCAAUGACCAACAUGUAUUGGUAGAUUACAUCAUGUUUAGCAUCUUAUAUCAUGUUCAGCAUCUCACAUCAUGUUUAGCAGCGAGAGUAUUACUUUAGCGAUCAAGAGGAACGCAUUUCGCACAUGUGGCAACUCAUAGGGUCGCUGCGAGAAUGGCUCUCUGCGAGUGCUUCCUCCCUUUGUAAGCAUCACCAGAAGAUUGUUUCAUAGGGACUGGGCGCAAGUAUCUCUCUAUGGCUUACACCCAAUGGUAAUUUGAGAAUGAUUUCAUUUUAUGGAGAGCAUUGAGAAAUGGCUGUAGUUUUUUUUUUAUCCUGGUCAUACCUUUCUCUCUCUCGAGACGUUCUUGCAGGAAGGUGAAACAAUCGAUAUUUAAGGUUGUACGCAGAGUUCUGUUUAGUGCCAUUUUCUUCAUAACAAGCAGCACAGUUUCAUAACAUAAUCAACGCGGCUAUGUCACCUUCCUAUGCCGUUGCACACAAUCACCGAUAGGAUCAAACACGUAGUUUUUUUUUCUUCUUUCGUUAUUCCGUGUCAUGUCUGCAAAUGAUUUCACGACUGAAAUACAACAAAACUAGAAAAAUACCAGACUACUUGAGUUCACGAUUUCAGGUGGAAUUAAAAUUUAUUAUACUAGACGGUAUAAGCAAUGUAACAAGCCACAAUCGCUGAACCAAUUGUAUAAGGAUAUGUGUGGCGUCGGUGUUUCAGUUUCGGCGAGAGCUUGGGGUUUUCGGUGCCAAUAGACCACAAGAAGAAAUUUGCAUGAUUCUCUGUGACGCACCACACCCUAAAAGAAAUGGCUAACUUAAUAACUAGUGACAAUCAGUCACUAAAACACUGCAUUUCAUUCUCAUCGGUUUCCUGCUUUUUCAUCAAGUUGACAAAGGAAAUACAUGGCCUAGUCAUGAGGCGUAUGCCUCUUUUAGCCUUUCAUGUUUUUUAUUGUACACUGAAGGUUUCAGCAAUAAAUAUUUUUUUCGAAUA